GAGUUAGUGUUGUUGUUGUUGUCGGUGGGAUUACACGUUGCCGCUCCUCUGUCGUGCAAUAACCAUGUUCAAUGAGGGAUAGCUGGCGCUUCCUCACACCUCACACUGGAAGAAGGUGUGAGGGGGAUUAAGGAAAGAGGAAAAAGGGGGAAGAAGAGUGGAGAGGAGGAAGGAGUAAAGAGGAGUUGGCGUUUUUAAACAUCCUGGUGGAGGGGGAACAUCGAGUUGCUGCUGCUCGUGUUGUGUGUGUCUCUCUCUCCUAAUUUCCUUUUUUUGCGGCGUGUCUGCGAUGAGACGGGAACUUGCUCACGAUAGACGGAUUCAUUAUGGAUGUAAAGAUUUACUCAGUAAGGGUUGAAGCGAGCGGCGAGGGCGAGCCCCUGCAGGACGAGUGCCAGGAACCCCCACCCGGUCGGGACCGAGGGCAGCAACAGCACAGGCAGAGGUCUCAUGCCCACACCAAGGAGGAGAAUGCGGUAGAGGCCAAUAUGGACGGUGGAGAGAAGAAGCCGAGUGGAAGAUGGAAGGUAGAGGAGCUGAAGAGGGAGAAUGAGGAGGUGAAAUCAAGACUAUCCUCCUUGCAGCAAGAGUUUUCCAUGUUGGAGGAGCAAGUGCGUGUAUUAAUGGCUGAGCGUCAAGAAGUGGAAAAGAAGCAGCGUGCGGAACAUGAGGCCCAAGAACUAGCCUAUGUGUCCAAGUUACAGCAGUACCAGGCCACCAUUGCAGCGCUUGACCAAUGCAAUCCGACAGUUGUUGAAGAGAACCCCCCAUCCAACAAAGGUCAGUACUGGGGUCCUUCGUCAUAGGCCAGUCUUUAUGUUCGACGCCUGAAAUAAUCCUUGUUGUUCCUAGUGGUGCUCUGAGGAUGAUAACUUGAUAUAUCAUUGCGUAUACCGUGUCAUUCUGUGUCUUUCGUGUGAUGGAACGUGAACUGAAUUUCAUGGAAGUAAUUAAUGGGUAAACCUU
Molecule: messenger RNA, 966 nt
Organism: Penaeus vannamei (Pacific white shrimp)
Lineage: Eukaryota; Metazoa; Arthropoda; Malacostraca; Decapoda; Penaeidae
Source: RefSeq, a predicted model, not a curated record